CAGUUGUAAAUAUCAGUAUAUUUUUAUGGAUAAUCCGUCAACACAAAAUUGAGAAAGACAAUUUUUCAUUCCGUCUGAAAAAAGAAAAGUAUAAUUACUAGUGAAAACAAAAUAAACACAGCUACGGCUUCAGAAGUUAGAACUGAGGAAGGCAGAAAGCGCAACACAAGUUCUCGCUUGUCACAUAAUACGGUUUCAGUUACUAACACGAAUUGUUUGUACUAGUUUUAGUUGCAGCUCUCUCUCUCUCUCUCUCUCUCUCUCUCUCUCUUCUUCAGGUAUUUCUUUCUGUUGUAUAGUUUAUUACUUGGAAUAACUUUAUACUCAAUCAUGGAGUCUCCCAAGGAAAGUGGAGAGGGCUGCUCUAGAAACGAAAAGUGUGUGAAUAUAUCAUUCCCUCCUCUACUCCCAAAGGUUGGAGAAUCGAGUGAAAUAGUCGUUGAGGAGCCGGUAAGCAGUCAGCAGCAUCAAGGGCAUGACCUGAUUCUGCACAUACCGGCCAAGGCAACAGUUGAGGGAUAUGUGGAGGACUCUGUGGCAAUAAACAUGCCGCCUUCGCCAAUUCCAACUCCCAAAAGAGUAAACUUUUCGCCGUUACCUAGUCCUAAUAGAGUAAAGCUUAAUGGAUCUCCUGGUCCUUCAAACAAAGGAAAAUCAUCCAUGAAAAGUUUGCUUCCUAGACUAAGCUUCAAAUUUCGGAAUACAAACUCAGAGAUUGAAAAAGCUGCCAUGUUAGCACUGGGAGUUUCCCCUGAGAUGCAGGGAAAGACAUCAAUCCCCAGGACUUUCUCUCUUACAAAGAUUUUUACACCCAAGAUGAAGAGGACAUCAUCUCUACCAACUUCUCCUAUUUUCCACUCAAAUCCGGAGUCUGCUCAUGGAGGAAUUACUGGUGCUGCAGCUGAUUUAGCUAAAGGUGGGUGUAACCAGCUACCAAUGCAUCGUUCACACUCUGUACCCGUUUUAAAUAAAGAGGGAAGUAUAAAACAGAUGGACAAUUUAGGCAGUGUAUAUCGUGUGGUGCCUACUACUCCAAGGGUUACUGAGCAGAUUGCUGCAGCGUCUGUGCCUGUCGGAAGCAUUGGUGCAGAUGAGAAGAAUGAUUAUGCUGAGGACAUCCCUCAAGAAGAAGCUGUUUGCAGAAUCUGCUUUGUUGAGCUCGGUGAGGGCUCAGACACGCUGAAGAUGGAAUGCAGCUGUAAAGGUGAACUUGCUCUAGCCCACCAGGAAUGUGCCAUUAAAUGGUUUAGCAUAAAAGGCAACAAGACUUGUGAUAUCUGCAAGCAAGAGGUCAAAAAUUUAUCUGUCACACUUUUACGCAUUCAAACCACUCAGACUCGAGGGCAUGGAACUCGUCCACCUGAAAUAACUCGAUACAGGGUGUGGCAGGAUGUUCCAGUUCUUGUGAUAGUUAGCAUGCUUGCAUAUUUUUGUUUCCUGGAGCAACUUUUGGUCAACAAAAUGGGAUCAAGUGCAAUUGCCAUAUCUUUGCCCUUUUCGUGUAUAUUAGGUCUACUUGCAUCAAUGACCUCGACUACGAUGGUGAGGAGGAGAUAUGCUUGGAUAUAUGCUACUAUUCAGUUUACAAUGGUGGUCCUUUUCGCGCAUAUCUUUUACUCGGUGCUUCAUGUGCAAGCGGUUCUAUCUGUUCUGCUUGCGACUUUUGCUGGUUUUGGAGGUGCUAUGUGUGGCACUUCCAUCCUUUUCGAGAUACUCAAGUGGAGGAGAACGUGGUCGGCUUCCCAACACGAGACAAACCAAGCUUCGGAGACUAGUGAUGGAAACGGCCAACACAGCUGACACAUUUAUACAAAAUAUGGCAAAGAAAAGAGUUGCCUUUGCCCAGUUACGCUCAAAUCUUUGUAAAUAUUAUACCUUUGGUAUUCAUUCUCUUGAUUGGUUGUUUUCCUUUAAUCUUGAUCAAGAGUGUUGUCAAAUCGACACAUGAUUUACUUUGUUGAUCUGAAAAUAUAUACCAAGUUCAAUCUGUUUUGAGAAAA
This is a messenger RNA of Salvia miltiorrhiza (redroot sage), 2000 nucleotides long. RefSeq lists its product as uncharacterized. NCBI's taxonomy places the organism in Eukaryota, Viridiplantae, Streptophyta, Magnoliopsida, Lamiales, Lamiaceae. The record is from RefSeq and is a predicted model, not a curated record. The transcript has 8 exons. The coding region runs from base 331 to 1800 and encodes 489 amino acids. Gene Ontology annotation, molecular function: zinc ion binding.